Molecule: messenger RNA, 552 nt
Organism: Hibiscus syriacus
Lineage: Eukaryota; Viridiplantae; Streptophyta; Magnoliopsida; Malvales; Malvaceae
Exons: 3
Coding region: 1-552 (183 amino acids)
Source: RefSeq, a predicted model, not a curated record
AUGGGAGUUUCCACAUAUGGUCUCUGUGUUAACUGCAAUUCUCAUCAAGAAACUAGAAACCACCUAUUUUCUAACUGCUCCAUGGCUGCUCGUCUAUGGAAUUCUAUCUUAAAUCUGAACGGGAUGAAUCAGAAUUUUUCGACAUGGGAAGGAAUGGUAUCUCGUGCUUGCUUAACUUGGAAGGGGAAGUCUCUACUCACCACCAUUUUGAAGAUCUCGUGGAAUGCGUUUAUCUAUUACCUAUGGCAGGAACGGAAUCAGAGAAUAUUUCAGGCUCGUUUUCGGGAUGUUGUUGUUAUUCUUAAAGACAUCAUUGAUACUGUUGGUAUUCGACUUAGGGACAAAGUUAUUAACAGACUAGAUAAUACCAACUCUAACCUCAGUAAUGCUUGGGGUUCAGCUCUGAUCAAGCUGGUAAUUCCUCAUGCAGGUUCAGUAAUGAUCAAGAUGGUAAUUCCUUAUGGACCUAAGGCGACCCUUGGGUGGGCUUCUGGGCCCAAUGAGCCUAGUGGUAAGACCUUAUGGACCCCAAGGUCGCUCUGGUUGCCCUAA